AUUUGCACGUGUGGCGCGGCCCUAUAUAAAUUCAACCCGCACACGGUAUGAUUGCGUUCUCAAAUUAAAUUUCAGCAGCGAGUCGAGUCGAGUCGAGUCGGUCUCUAAUCUCUCUUCCUCUGUCUCGAAGCUUCCAUCAUAUUCCAACAAUCGCAAUGGACGCUGCAAAGAUCGGUGGUUCUUUAUUGGCUUGUACUGAUGAAGCGGUUCUCCCUGUCAGUCAAGUUUUUGAUGCAAUCAAAGAACUUGGGAAUCAAGGGGUUGAUGAGCAAUGGAAUCCUCUCGUUAUCACAUCUGCAUCAUCACUCAGCAAGCUGCCAGUGGAGUCUUCCUCUGUGGAUGUGGCCAUUUUAAUCUGGCAGUCACUUGAUUCUCCUGUGGAUCAGCUGGUUCAAGAAAUUCUUAGAGUGCUAAAAGCAGGUGGGACAACUCUUAUUCGCAAGUCAUCUCAGUCUGGUGUGGGUUCAGUUGAUAAGGCGAUAUCUGAUCUUGAGAGCAAGUUAUUGUUGGGAGGGUUUACAGAGACACAGGUUUUACAAUCAACUGUCCCGUCAGGCAGCAAAUCUUCUUGGGUGAAAGCUAAAAAGCCUUCAUGGAAAAUUGGUUCAUCUUUUGCAUUAAAGAAGGCGGUGAAGAGUUCACCUAAAGUGCAAAUUGAUUUUGAUUCGGAUCUGAUCGAUGAAGAUAGUCUUUUGACUGAAGAUGAUCUAAAGAAACCACAGCUGCCGCUUGGUGAUUGUGAAAUUGGAAGUACUAGAAAAGCCUGCAAAAAUUGCUCUUGUGGGAGGGCUGAAGAAGAGGAAAAAGUAUUGAAGUUAGGAUUGACAGCAGAACAGAUUAAUAAUCCUCAAUCAUCUUGUGGCAGUUGUGGGCUAGGGGAUGCUUUCAGGUGCAGUACCUGCCCUUACAAGGGACUUCCUGCCUUCAAAUUGGGCGAGAAGGUGGCAAUUUCUGGUAACUUCCUUGCUGCAGAUUUAUAAUGGAUGAAGUAGAAUUAGGCUUUGACAUGGGAAGGGUAAAACAGUAUUUUUAGAUGUAUGGGGUUGUUAUAAGUUAUGUUAAUACUUGAAGAACCAACUAGUCCAAAUUGUUGGAUGCCUUUUCAAGUGUGGUGACUUAUGAGAGAUUCAUUCAUGUUUUUACAGCUACUAUAGAUGUUCAAUGUCAUUGUCUCUCCUUGCUUCUCUAAAUGUAUGCUUAAAAAAUAAUUUCUCUCUUUAUGAUAAGGUUGUAGGCUGUGUAUGCUGGGUUAUAAAA
Lotus japonicus is the source of this 1257-nucleotide messenger RNA. RefSeq names its product anamorsin homolog. The transcript has 8 exons. Gene Ontology annotation, cellular component: cytoplasm. Lineage: Eukaryota; Viridiplantae; Streptophyta; Magnoliopsida; Fabales; Fabaceae. The coding region runs from base 156 to 980 and encodes 274 amino acids. Gene Ontology annotation, molecular function: iron-sulfur cluster binding. The record is from RefSeq and is a predicted model, not a curated record. Gene Ontology annotation, biological process: iron-sulfur cluster assembly.